AUGUCGAAUGUGCAGAUAAAAUACUUUAAUUCUAACGCUCACAAACAAAUUUCUUUUUUGCUUUCUCAAAUACAAGCAACCUUUUCCCAUUCUUCUACAUUUUACUUCUUUGUUGAAAGAAGAAGAAAAAAAACGACAGUUUUCGUCGCAUGUCUUCCACGCGAAUCCAUUAAAUAUGCUAAGAGAUGGAAAGAAAAGAAAGAAAAAAAUCUCGUUGCUGAUAAGAAACAAGUCUUCUCCUUUGUGAUGACUCAACAUGAUUUCAUUUAA
Molecule: messenger RNA, 270 nt
Organism: Clunio marinus
Lineage: Eukaryota; Metazoa; Arthropoda; Insecta; Diptera; Chironomidae
Source: the annotation of a GenBank genome assembly